UAUCUGAUGCUCAAUCUCUAAUAGAGUAUCAAGACAAAGUAGUAGCAUGUGUUUUAUGCCUUAUUUUGCUAACAUCAGUCAUGAUGAUUAAAACCAGUUUCAGAACCAAUCUAGCUAUUUUUGAAUAUGAAAAAAAGAAAAAAUACCAGGAGGGAAAGGUUGAAAUUUUCCAUUCAAUAACACAGCAGCCAAAAUAGCAAAAGGUCUAUUUUUAUACAGUAAAGAAGUAGUAGGGCUAUGCUGAAAAUUAAUAGUGCAGAGAAUCCGACUUGUCUAUGUGGUGUCUCUUUCAGAUCUUCCAUUACAAUUUUUAGACUACAUGGGUUCAGUAACGUUAUCCUUAUUUUACGUCAGAGUCGGUCAUGCUAUGUUUGUUCCGUGGACCGACAUGAUUUGCAAGGACACAGCCUCUAGGCUACUACUCGAACUUUAGCAUGUUAAAAGCGUACAUUCACAUUAUGUGGAAAUUAAAAACGUCAUGUAGGCCUACAUUCAACGCAGAUUCUUGUACUCUAAGACUAAGUGACUGCAAUAACAGCGUAAUGUCAUCUCAGAUUAUGAUUUCACACAACUUGGUUUAAUGAAUUCAAGGAUCACGUUAGUCGUUUUUGAAAACGCACGAAAUAAUGUCGAAUGUAGCACAUGUAUGUUACAUAUUAGGCCUAUAUACUUAACGUAUUAAUUGUUAAAAGACUUCGGCGAUUUUAAACCGCUUUGCAAUCGAACAGAAUUUAAUGCCGCGUCCUCAUCUUAAAUCAGGCCUACGUUGCAUCUCCGAACAGGAAAAACUUUCCAUGCGCUUUGGCAACUAUAUGCGCUUUGUCACUAUGGCAACGCAAGUUCAGGCAGUAGCCUACUGUGUUUUUUGAUAGAGGCCUAAACACCAAAGUAAUUAACCGAAAAAGAAAACACUCGACGCGUUUCAAAAGUUUCUUAAUGAUCAGUUCGUUUAAACUAUGCAAUAAUGUGAGCAGCUGAAGGACCGGAGAAAAACAUAUUGACAAUGAGAAAAUGGGUUGUCUCUGGCUGGCAAGGUGGCAGAAGUGAGGAGUUUGAGAACCGGAGGAACCAAUCAGUGCACUAUGACAGCCCUCAGGGACUGGACUACUAUGACCAGCGCGCGACUCCUGGAGCCCGGCCACCCGUGCGCCAUGUCGACAACUCCCCCCUGGGCCAUGUCCAGCAGCGUUCCUUAUCAUCAGACAGAAAGUCCGCCCCCCUGGACAGGAAACAGGGCAGCCCAUCGGUGCUGCGCAAGUUCGGCGCCAUGCUUCAGGAGAACGAGGGGAAGCUGCUGACGGAUGCCGGCGUGGUGGCGCCCUCCCCUCCACCGACCGUGACCACCGGCUCCUCUCCCAUCAGCCCCCGCCGCUCACAUGCACGCACGCCUUCACACUCCCACGCGCACGCGCGCUACUCCAACCCCAGCCCCACUCCCCCUCCACACUCCUCACCCAAACUCACCCCCACCCAGGGGCAGCAGCGAGGGGGGCAGUGGGGCGAGAGGAGGGACCGGGACGUCUCUGGUGGCAGGGUGCCGGUCCAAGGGGGCGACCCGGCCACUGAUUACUGGAUGGUGGAGCACAUCCUAAACGGACCGAGCGUGGGCCGGCGCCGCAGCCACAGCAGUGGCAGUGGGGGCUGCUACAGCAACGGGGGUUACUACGGAAACGGAACAGGCAUUAGCCGAGAGGAGAGCGGUCUGGUGGAGCUACUGAGCACGCUGGACAUUCAGCAGCAACAGCAGCGGCCAGCCAGCAGAGUCUCUCACACACCGCCGGUCAGCCGCGAGUCCUCUCCAGCACCUUCAAGGCGGAGCUUCUCCCGUCCUGCCCGGCCAGCCAAUCAGCGCCCACCUUCCAGAUGGGCCAGCCAGACAGGCUCCACCCGCCCCAGGCUCUCCAGCCAUUCAGGUCCCAUGAGCCGUCCCCCAAGUCCCGCCCGCAAAGCCAGGCCAGCCAAUCAGAGCUUCAGCUCCUACUCGCUGCACACAGAAACGGUCAUCAUGUGACAAAUCUGUGCAGGGCCAUCUCUGAAAGACAUUAGCAUUCAUAAGUGCUUACACGGACUGGUUUAAACACUUUUGUCAACCUGCCUUAUAUUCUUGACGUUUUUGAAGUACUAGUCGGAGGACUAUCCCCCACCAGAGUCUCUAGGCUCACAAUGACUUCAUAAGUGUUUGCAAAGGGAUUCCCAAAAGCCUGGAUCCUUUUCUGCACAUCUGUGGUUUAAAUGUAUCUCAGAAGGUACUUAAAGUAAAAUGCCACUUCAACCCCUGUGUACAACCUUUAUUUCUUUCUGUAUGUUUUCUUUUGUACCAUGACAUUUUAUUGUAUGUGCUGAGGGCUUCGACUGGUGCACUGUCGUUCCUUUAGUUUAGUGUUACACAUCUCUGCCAAACUGUAAGUGCAGCCUUCAUCCGUUCUCCCAUACAGACUUCAUGUAUACCCAACACAAGUAGCAGACACACACACUAAAUACACACAUGCGCGCACACAUACACAUACACACACACACACACACACACAACAGCAGUGGGCUUUCACAGAAAUUCAAGCCUCUCUCGGCCCUUGUGCAUGACUGCCCGGUGCCCACGCACAGUGUGUUUGACGUGUAUGUAAAUGUAUUUAUUUCUUUAUUCAUCUUGGCGUGCAGAGUUUGACAAAAAGCCCUAAUUCUGAAAGGUGCGGUGCUGUCCUGUGCGCUUUUGUAAAGGCUGUAUGCGUAUCUGUUGCACUUCAGUGAGAUGCAUGGGUGUGAUGCCAAGCCCUCUCUCUUUCUCUCUCUCUCCCUCUCUCUCUCUUUCUCUCUCUCACUCGUGUGUGAGUGUGUGAAAAAUAAUGUAAAAAAUGACAAAGAAAUGAAGCCGUAAACUGUAAGAGUGUAGCCUCUUAUAAAGGUAAAUACCUUUACAAAGAGGCUUCAUGGUGUCUUCAUACAGAUUUUAAUGAAGCACAACAUGAAAAAAAAAUAUUUUUAUCUGUAUCAUAUUUAAAAGUGACCAUAUUGUUGUUAUGAUUGUAAUGUAAUGCCUUUUUUCCUCCUCUUGAUAAUAAAUGCUUCAGUGCUUUGACCAA
Messenger RNA from Alosa alosa (allis shad), 3077 nucleotides. RefSeq names its product serine/arginine repetitive matrix protein 1-like. The coding region runs from base 1004 to 2011 and encodes 335 amino acids. Lineage: Eukaryota; Metazoa; Chordata; Actinopteri; Clupeiformes; Clupeidae. The transcript has 3 exons. The record is from RefSeq and is a predicted model, not a curated record.